This is a messenger RNA of Pungitius pungitius (ninespine stickleback), 2980 nucleotides long. RefSeq names its product PNN-interacting serine/arginine-rich protein (gene pnisr). The coding region runs from base 122 to 2641 and encodes 839 amino acids. The record is from RefSeq and is a predicted model, not a curated record. The transcript is spliced from 12 exons. Gene Ontology annotation, molecular function: RNA binding. Gene Ontology annotation, cellular component: nuclear speck; presynaptic active zone. Lineage: Eukaryota; Metazoa; Chordata; Actinopteri; Perciformes; Gasterosteidae.
AAGGCAGCAGCACCUCGACUCAACACUUCCUCUGGGUAGUCCGCGGAGCAGCCAUUUUGAUUCAGACGCGCAGAGCUUGAGAGAUCCCGUCUGGAAAAGUAGCCGAUCCAGAGGAAGAGUGAUGUGGGACCAGGGAGGACAGCCCUGGCCGCAGUGGCCUCUGAGCCAGCAGCAGUGGAUGCAGUCUUUCCAGCACACGCAAGAUCCAGGUCAAGUGGACUGGGCUGCCUUGGCACAAGCGUGGAUCGCUCAGAAGGAGUCGACCGGGCCAGAGCAGCCAAACGUUCAGCCCAACGGCCAGGAUAUCCCGGGCCUUGAAUCAGUUGCACAAGGCAACCAUGGCGCCCUGCGGGGUGACCCGGCAUUUGGCAGAAUGUGGCAGCCAGAAUGGGGAAUGCAUGGCCAGCCCCCUCCGCCGCCUCCUCCUCCUCCGCCGCCCCCUCCGGCCCACGACCAGGCCUGGAUCCCUCCGGGCUCAGGACCAAUGGACGUGGUGAACCCCAGCGAGGACAGCAACAGCCAGGACAGCGUGGAGUUCAACUCUGAAGCCCACCAUGGGGUUUUUCCCCAGAACAGCCAUGGGUAUGGGGCACAGCCCGACAGCUACGCCAUGGCCCCCAUGGCCAUGAACCAGUUUGAUUAUCAGCAUGGAGCCGCCUCCUCCUUUGCCCCCACGCCCGCAAACUUCCACUCCCCAUACUGGCAAGGCCCUCCUCAGAACAGACGAGAUCCCAGACCCUCUGGCUUCAGAGACCGGCCCAGAUCCCCGAUACAGCUCCCUGUCAAACAGGAGGCCCCAGCACUGCUAGCCCCAAUUUCAACCCUGGAUGCGGUUAAAAGGCGCACACUACCUGCCUGGAUCCGAGAGGGCCUGGAAAAGAUGGACAGAGAGAAGCAGAAGAAGCUGGAGCGGGAGCGGAUGGAAAAAGAGCGUUCAAAAAUGGCAAAAGACGAUGGCAAAAAGCAAGAGGCAGAAGAGGAAGGCGACGGGCCACGGGUGCCGCGCAAGAGUAAAUUUGACAGUGACGACGAGGGGAAUGAUGACAACGACGAUGAAGACAAGGUCUCUGUCAAGAAAGACCUUUCUGUUCGGAGCCCAUCGCCUCCUGCAGAGGACAGCGAGCCUGAAAUGACGGAGGAGGAAAAGGAGUUCCAGCUGAUAAUCAUCACAAAAACGCUUCUCACAGAGAUCCUGCUCGAGGUCACCAAUGAAGAGAUCCAGCAUGUGGCCAAAGAGACUCACCGCAAAGCCACUCGAGCUCCUGCAAAACAGCUGGCACAGUCAAGUGCACUGGCUUCUCUGACUGGUCUCAGUGGGCUUGGUGACUACGGUUCGGAUGAGAGCGGCGACGAGGACGAACGCAGCGUGCGAGGGUCCGAGUCCUCGGACACCGACGACGAAGAGCUGCGCCACCGCAUCCGAGAGAAGCAGGACGCCUUCCGUCGCAAGGAGCGGGAGACGCAGCAGCUGCAAGAAAAACAGGCGCAGGAGGCUCUGCUUGCACGUGAAGAGAUGGCGAAGGAGAGAUUGAGCAGGGAAAGGGGGGAUUAUGAUGAGGGCCAGCCAGAGAAUCCACACAAACAGGAAGCAAAGGAGAGUGAGGCGGAGCCCUUGAUAGAGAGGCGUAGGUCCCGUAGCGAGAAGGAAGGUAGCGAGAGCAAGCACCCGGCCAGAGGCAAGGAGCGACCGGGGCGAGGCGCGAGCAGCUCCCCAACCAACGGCCACAGCAGCAGCUCCCGCUCCACUUCUAGCCACAGCAGCCGUCGCUCUUCCUCCUCUUCGUCGUCGUCGUCUUCGGCGUCUUCCCGCAGCUCAUCGCGAUCCUCCUCCCCGCGCAGGAAGAGGAGGCGUAGCCGCUCCUCCUCCCACAAGGCUCGUAGGCGCAGCCGCAGCCGCAGCUCCCACAGGCACCGCAGUGAGAAGGUUAGGGACAGGAGGAGGAGCAGCGCUGAGAGAUCAGGCCGCCACAAGAAAGACCGCAGUGAGUCCAGGGAGCGCCGGAGUAGGAGGAGUAGAUCCAGAUCCAGGGAGCGAGACAGAGAGCGAGCCAGGGCCAGGGACAGCCGCAGUCGCAGCCGAGAGAGAGAAAAGGAGAAAGACAAGGAGAGGAAACGGAGCCGGGACGCCCGAGACAGCAGUCACAGUCGUAGCAGCAAACACAAGCAGAAGGCCUCCAGCAAGGACCAAGAGAGGGGGAGGGAAAGGAGUCACAGCCACGAGAAAGACAAGAAAAAGAGGGAGAAAGACAGGGAGAAAGAGUCUGAUAAGAAGAAAGAAAAGCCAAAGGCCAGAGAGAAGGAAAAAGGUAAAGGAAGCUCUGUAGUUACGGAGGAGAACGGCAAAUCAAAGAAAAGGAGAGAGAGCGACUCGUGCACGGACUCUCAGAGUGACAAGCACUCCCGGCAGGAUAACAAAGCCAGCAAGAAGGGCUCCGCCAAAGCUAGCAAGAAGCGCUCUGACUCUGACUCAAGUAGGUCCCCUACCCCAGAGGUUAGCAAGGAAAAGAAAUCCAAAAAAUCCAAACGUAGUCGCUCAAGGUCGACGGAAAAAUAUCACAAGUCUGGUAAGAAGGCAAGCCGCAAACACAAGUCUAAGUCGCGAUCAAGGUCAACGUCCCCCUCCCGUCGUAGCAGGCGCUGAGGAGCACAGUUAACCUCCUGAUCUGUGCACUUUGCCAUUUUAAAUUCCAUGAGUUGAACAGGCUUGUCUCAUUAUAGAGGCAGUUGUGUAGGUGAACCCCUCCCUCACUCAUAAAUCUUUAAUCUUUGUAAAUAUAUUGUUAUUUUUUAAGUGUGACUGAAGAUCAAGACUUUUGGUAGUGAAUGGUAGGAAUUUUCACUUGUAACUUAAUGCAAAGAUUAAUAAGCACCAGUGGACGACAAGAAAAAUAAAGUUUAAUUUUCAACCAUAACAGAAUUAACUUUUUUUUUCUUUCUCUCAAAUUAAUGUAAUAUGUCCAAUAAAACUGUUUGUUCAUUG